CACCCGCGCACCCCGCGCACGUCGCGGCCGCAGGAGGGCCCAGCACCGCCGCCCGCCAGCUCCCAGGGCCCGGCCCGCCCCGGCGCCCGUGCUCUCGGGGCGGACUCCCGGCCCUCCGCGCUCUCCCGCCCGGCGAUGGCCCUGCUCGUAUACUUCUUAUUCCUCUACGGCCUGAAGCAGGCGCUGGGCAGUUACCCGAUCUGGUGGUCCUUGGCCAUCGGGCCCCAGUACUCAUCCCUGGGCACUCAGCCCAUCCUGUGUGCCAGCAUCCCGGGCCUGGUGCCCAAGCAGCUGCGGUUCUGUCGGAACUACGUGGAGAUCAUGCCCAGCGUGGCGGAGGGCAUCAAGAUAAGCAUUCAGGAGUGCCAGCACCAGUUCCGCGGCCGCCGCUGGAACUGCACCACCGUCAACAACAGCCUGGCCAUCUUCGGCCCCGUGCUGGACAAAGCCACCCGGGAGUCCGCCUUUGUGCAUGCCAUUGCCUCUGCCGGCGUGGCCUUUGCCGUGACGCGCUCCUGUGCUGAGGGCUCCGCCACCAUCUGUGGCUGCAGCAGCCGCCACCAGGGCUCCCCGGGUGAGGGCUGGAAGUGGGGCGGCUGCAGCGAGGACAUCGAGUUCGGUGGCAUGGUGUCUCGGGAGUUUGCAGACGCACGGGAGAACCGGCCAGAUGCCCGCUCUGCAAUGAACCGCCACAACAAUGAGGCUGGACGCCAGGCCAUCGCCAGCCACAUGCACCUCAAGUGCAAGUGUCACGGGCUGUCGGGCAGCUGCGAGGUGAAGACCUGCUGGUGGUCGCAGCCCGACUUCCGCGCCAUUGGCGACUUCCUCAAAGACAAGUACGACAGCGCCUCGGAGAUGGUGGUGGAGAAGCACCGCGAGUCGCGCGGGUGGGUGGAGACCCUGCGGCCGCGCUACACCUACUUCAAGGUGCCCACGGACCGCGACCUAGUCUACUACGAGGCCUCGCCCAACUUCUGCGAGCCCAACCCCGAGACCGGCUCAUUCGGUACCCGCGACCGCACCUGCAACGUGAGCUCGCACGGCAUCGACGGCUGCGACCUGCUGUGCUGCGGCCGCGGCCACAACGCGCGCACCGAGCGGCGCCGCGAGAAGUGCCACUGCGUCUUCCACUGGUGUUGCUAUGUGAGCUGCCAGGAGUGCUCGCGUGUCUACGACGUGCACACCUGCAAGUAGCGCGCCCGCCCCGCGUGCGGCUGCUGCAGGGGGCGGGCUGCUCCCUGGAUAGGGCGGGGGCGGGGCUCCUGUCUGGGGGCGGGGCUCCCAUCUGGGAGUCCCGGAUGGGGGAGGACUCCUCCCCGUAUAGGUCGGGGGCGGGCUCCUCUCUGGGGGCGGUCUCCUCCCUGGAUAGGGUGUUGCGGGUGGGGAUUGGGCUCCUGAAUCGGGAGGACUCCUGCCUGGAUAGGGGUGGGCCCCCAACUGAGAGUUCUGAAUGGAGGCGGGCUUCUUCCCUGAUACGGCGGGGGCGGGGCUCCAAUCUGGAUAGGGCAGGGCUCCCAACUAGGGCUCGUGGAUGGGUGCCGGACCUUCCCCGCCCCGUCCCUAGUAGGGCGGAAAUGAGGCUCCCUGGGAGGAGACUGGGCCACCCUACAAGUGCAGAUUUUCUCCCUGAAUGGGGCAGGGCUCCUCUCUGGGGGCGGGCCUCCGAGUGGGGCUCCUGGAUGGGGGUGGGCUCCUCCCUAGAAGGGCGGAAAUAGGGAUCCCUGGAUAGGGGCGGGGUCCUCCGACUGGUUCUGGUUUCUUCCUUCGAUGGGGCGGGGCUUUUCUCGGGAGGUGGGGCCCCAGGACUAGGACUCGCCUGGAUGGGAUCAGGGUAACCUGUGGUAGGGCAAGGGUGAGGUUCCUGAGUGGGGUGGGGUAUUCCUACACAGGUGCGGGCUUCCUGGAUGGGGACGGGGCGGGGUGGAGCUACCCCUGGAAGGGCGGGGUCCGUGGGUGGAGCUACCGGGUGGGGAGGGGUCAUCUCUGGGGGCGGGGCUCCCGUGCUGCCCUCCUCCUCCCCACCGGCCUACCUGUAAGGUUCCGCUACACCUCGCCCGAGAGAGGAGCAGCUUCUCAGGGCAGAACUAGCCGCGGGGACCCCGUGGGGUGGCAUCCGGCCCUCCCACCCCUUCCUAUGGGCCCUGGAGUCCACCCUCCAAGUCUGGUGCUCUGCAACAAUUCAGGCGACUGGAGGUCUUGUGACACCCCUCCCUCACCCUGGCAUCUGCCACAGCUCGCAACCAGGAACCUACCGGGAAGACGCUCACCCUGCUGAGCCCCAAGAACUGGGGAAAAGACAAGGAGUCCUGUAGCAGAGGGGCCUGGCCCCCGAGGCCUCGCUGUGCCCUGGCUGCUAUGUGCUCCUGCCUCAGACCGCCCCUGGGCCAUCUUCCCAGGAACCCAGGCUGCAGUCAGACCUGAUGAGCUGGGACCUCUACUAUGCAGACUGCCUGGCCCACCGUCCUCCCUGUCCUCACAUCUCACAUCCACCGGAGAGGAGCAAAGCUGGAACUGGAAACUUCCAGCCCCACCCUGUCUCCCUCUGAGCUUCUGGACCUCCCUGCACCUCCCUGGUCCACUGCCCUUGUAAGAGGAAGGCAGGAAGGGGGCCAGACUGCCCUAGCAACUCAUCUCUGCUGCUUUCCAGGCCCUGCCCUGCCAGACUCCAUACCCUGCCUCAGAUGCUCACUUGGAUUUGGGCUGCAUUGUUUGGGAGUUUUGAGGAGGAUGGGUCCACACCCAUGCUGCAGGCAAAGGACCCACAGCCCCCAGAAGGGUGAUCUUCCCUCCCCUUGCCCCCCCCCCCCCCCCCCCCGCCGUGGCCAGGACUGACCCCAGCUCCUUCUGCUGUGUGCCUGACCUGGCUGCCACUGGCCAUUGUUCUGGAGCCUCCCCCUGACUCAUCUGCCCUGCCUGGGAACCAGAGGCUGAUGGACCCUUGGCCACUGCCCACAGGGACCUCUCACCAGGAGACCUGUCCCCACCCAGCCUCUGCCACUGUGAAAUGUGCCCCAGCCCCUGGCCCUGAGGGCCCGCACCCAGGCAAGGUGCCCGGCACACCUCUGGGGACACAACCUCCCUCUGCCUUGAAUUGUGCAUUUUUGAUUUUAAUUUUAUUUCCGAUGCUGCUAUAUCCACCAUACACUGGAGCUAGACAAACAGA
This is a messenger RNA of Leopardus geoffroyi (Geoffroy's cat), 3163 nucleotides long. It is a transcript of the gene WNT3A, whose product is annotated as Wnt family member 3A. Gene Ontology annotation, cellular component: extracellular region. NCBI's taxonomy places the organism in Eukaryota, Metazoa, Chordata, Mammalia, Carnivora, Felidae. Gene Ontology annotation, molecular function: cytokine activity; frizzled binding. Gene Ontology annotation, biological process: multicellular organism development; canonical Wnt signaling pathway; cell fate commitment. The coding region runs from base 136 to 1194 and encodes 352 amino acids. The transcript has 4 exons. The record is from RefSeq and is a predicted model, not a curated record.